GACGGGAAGUGACGGUUUGCGGCGGCCAUCUUGUUGCGGGGCACCCCCAUCCGCCGCAGUGGUUGCCCGUUGCGAGAGCGGGGCGUCACUCAACUUUAUUGAGCGAGGGAGGGAGGGAGGACAGGGGCUGCCCCUCACCCCCAGAACCAAGAUGGCGGCGGAGGGCAGGGAGACAACAACAACAACAACCACCACCUCCACCUUAACAAGCACCGCCGGCUCUGGGCAGCCCUGAAGGGCAGACACUUCCCCUUCCCAGGCGCCCAGCAGCACCUCCUUUUUAUUUCUUCUUUCUUUCUCUCCCCCCCCGUCUCUUCCAUUUCCUUAUUUGUUUCGGAAAACCAGUUUUUUUUUAAAAAGAGAAAAACAACAAAAACAAAAACACAGUUCGUUGGCUUAGCUACAACAACAACCCCUCACCCCCCCCCUCCAAUAAUCUGAUCUCUCUCUCUCCUUUUUUUAUUUGUUUAAAAUUCCUCCUUCCAAAAAGAUUUCCCUGGGGGGGGGGGGGGGAGGUGGGGGUUAAUUUUGACAAAAGAAUCUAAUGACAAUGAGGCAAUAUUCACUUUAACUGAGGCGAGGCGAGAGAAGUUGGAUCCGCAACAGAGCCAGCAGUCAAUCCUGGAGCAGGCUCUGCUAACCUGUGGAUCACCUUGAGGCACGUGGCAAGAUGGGGGACAGGGGCAGUGAAUUAGAUCUGAAGCCUGACUUCAGGAAUGGCAGCCUGUCGAGCAGCCCCGAGGACACGGAAGAGGCGCGCGAGUCUUCCUCUGGCAUCGAGGUGGAAGCCUCCGACCUGAGCCUGAGCCUGACUGGGGAUGAGCACAUGGCGGAGGAGGAGGAGGAUGAGGAGGCAGGUGGCCAGCGCCGAAGGGAAGGGGGCCGGCACGGCACCGACAAGGAGAGCUCGGACGAGCGGGACUCGGACUCGCUGGAGGACACCGGCACCUACUCCAUCGUGGACGAGGACGAGGAGGAGGAGGAGGAGGGCGGCGGAGAGGAGCGCGAGGAGGAGAGCAAGAUGGAGGACGGGCAGUCCGGCCCCCGGGCCCGGCGCCGCCGUGGGCCGAAGCGCGCCAGUGAGCCGGAGCGGGACUCCUCUGAGGAGGAGGCGGCGCUGGAGCGCUGGGUACACUCGGAGGUGGCGGCGCUGCCCCCCCCGACCUGGUGCGCGGCACCGGCGCUGGGGGGCCGGGAGAUAGGCCGGGACCCCCGGGCCUUCAUGUACCGGGCGUGCGGGGCGCGGACCUUCGUGGAGCGCCUGCGGCUGCAGCACAGCCUGGAGCACCACGCCGGCUGUGUCAACACGCUGCACUUUAACCGCCGCGGCACCUGGCUGGCCAGCGGCAGCGACGACCUCAAGGUGGUGAUCUGGGACUGGGCGCGCCGCAAACCUGUCCUCGAGUUCGACACCGGUCACAAGAGCAACGUCUUCCAGGCCAAGUUCUUGCCGAACAGCGGUGACUCGACGCUGGCCAUGUGUGCUCGGGAUGGCCAGGUUCGCAUCGCUGAGCUCUCAGCCACAGAGUGCUGCAAGUCGACCAAGCGAGUGGCCCAGCACAAGGGCUCUGCACACAAGCUGGCUCUGGAACCGGACUCCCCCUGCACCUUCCUGUCAGCCGGCGAGGAUGCGGUGGUCUUUGCCAUUGACCUGCGACAAGAGAGGCCAGCGUCGAAGUUGGUCAUCACCAAGGAGAAGGACAAGAAAGUUGGCCUGUACACCAUCUACAUGAACCCCUCGAACACCCACCAGUUUGCUGUUGGAGGGAGGGAUCAGUUUGUCAGGGUGUAUGACCAGCGCAAGAUAAAUGAGAAUGAGAACAACGGCGUGCUGAAGAAGUUCUGCCCUCAUCACCUUAUCAACAGUGAAUCAAAAGCCAACAUCACGUGUUUGGUCUACAGCCACGAUGGCUCUGACCUAUUAGCAAGCUACAACGACGAGGACAUCUACCUCUUCAACUCUUCCCACAGCGACGGUGCUGAUUACGUCAAGCGUUACAAGGGGCACCGCAAUAACGCUACAGUUAAAGGAGUGAAUUUCUACGGCCCCAAGAGCGAGUUUGUCGUGAGCGGCAGUGACUGCGGCCACAUCUUCCUCUGGGAGAAGUCAUCCUGUCAAAUUGUCCAGUUCAUGGAGGGCGACAAAGGGGGAGUGGUGAGUAUAAACCGCCGAGGGGUGUGGGCUGUACCGUAUGUAACUUUUAAUUCCCCUGGAGUGCGGGAGGGGGGUCCCCCUCUAACCCCGAAGCAAGGCCAUGCGCCUCCUCCCAUCUGGGCUUUCGGAGAACUGCCUGAGCUCCAUUUCCACGCACUUGUUGUAUUUGCUUUACUGGGGAGGGGGCGGCUUGCUGGUGUUAUCACGAGACUCUUAAUCCAGAGACCAGAUUAGAGCGGCGCUGGAAAA
Chiloscyllium plagiosum (whitespotted bambooshark) is the source of this 2404-nucleotide messenger RNA. The record is from RefSeq and is a predicted model, not a curated record. Lineage: Eukaryota; Metazoa; Chordata; Chondrichthyes; Orectolobiformes; Hemiscylliidae.